Periconia digitata is the source of this 568-nucleotide messenger RNA. The record is from the annotation of a GenBank genome assembly. NCBI's taxonomy places the organism in Eukaryota, Fungi, Ascomycota, Dothideomycetes, Pleosporales, Periconiaceae.
GUAUCAUCCAGGCAGAGCACUGCUGCAGUCCUCUGUAUCACACAGUUCCCUCGGUGUUUAUCUAAGCGCACAACAGCACAACAGUGGGGACUCGAGCGUGGAAACCACAAGAUGUACAACACCAUACUCGAACACGGCGCUCGAACCAAUAAAGCAUCCCACACCCUCGGCAACACCUCGUGUGCCUCGCGUGAGACGUACGUACGAAGCACCAUCAAAGGAUCAUCAACCCGCAAAGCGCGUGGCUUUCUUCCAUUCUUCUCUUGCUUACUUGUACGCGAGAUGAAUGAUCGUUCGUGCGAGUGGGAGUGGGAGCGAGAGCGAUUUGGUUGCCUUCUAAGCUUUCCUCUAGCGCCGGAUAUUGCUUGUGCCCGCGCACAGCAAUGCGAUGAGCUCGCGCGGUAUGUGUACAAUUAUCUGCCAAUCCGGCUAGGGUUUCUCGUAUGGUUAUCCCAUUAGGAAAGGUCUGGUCUGUUUUCCAAAAAUACAAGGAACCCAGUGCACGGACCACAACCCUAACCAGAGUCUCACUUUUGGACCCUCGGACUUCGAGACAGCCCCUAAACAC